AUGCAAUUAGGCACCAUCAUGUUGUCAGAGUGCCACAGAGAUGACUUUGAGGCCACUGGAGGCGACGUGUGGAGCAUCAAGCCACCAGAUUUCUCUCUUAAACUGUACAGAUCUCUGUCGAUUCCUCAAAAGAAAGAAAGAAAGCCGUGUGCGAAUCUAGCUGUGUCCAAACCAAGUGAAACAAAGAAGAGAAUUGGAAUAUUUCUACCAAAUAUUUUACAUGAGAAUCACAAAAGGAAAGACUCUCCAAAGUUCAUCACAUCAUAUCGACCUCCUGAUGCUCUGGCUUCUGAACUUAUGUUUGUCAAGAAGGGGAAAUAUCCUUCUGGGCCUUUCAAGAACCACAAACCUCAUAACUUCAGACCGCUUGAUGAAGACCUUCCAGAUAUAGUAACUGCAUAUGAGAGGGACCCCGGUAACCUGAGUUUAAGAUUAAGGCACUUGGACAUUAGUAAGUGAUUGGAGACUGACUUUAGUUUGAGGGACACAAAGACAAAGAUGAACACCUUUAAACCUGCAGAGCCCAGAUGGGAUGAAAGGCUCAUGCUCCCUCACCAGCCCUGGCCCCCAAAAUCAGCUUCCUACACAAGACACCGCCAAAGACGAGGGGCCUACAGUGCAUUCUUGGACCGCGUGGAAGAGAAACUCUCAAACUCCUGGAAAGACAGAUCAUAA
This is a messenger RNA of Scomber japonicus (chub mackerel), 675 nucleotides long. RefSeq lists its product as uncharacterized. The transcript has 5 exons. The record is from RefSeq and is a predicted model, not a curated record. NCBI's taxonomy places the organism in Eukaryota, Metazoa, Chordata, Actinopteri, Scombriformes, Scombridae.